AUGAACCGCCAGUGCGAUUGUGCGAUAUGCCUCAACAAGGGUCCAACAGUCUCUCUACUGACCAUCAAGCAACAUCGAGCAAAACACGGCUUGGGGCCUCCUAAAAUUCAACCUCAGCAGCCUUCGUCAUCAGAUCCAACACCCUCACCGGAUCCAGCACCAUCAUCUGAUUCAUCAACACCAUCUGCUUCAAAAUCAUCAUCCAACAUGACACAGGAUGUGGUAUCCUCGAUACAUGACGAGAUCCUAAGGACUAGUUUAAACUCAAUUGUAAAUCUUAGCCAGCAACCUUUAGGUGCAGCAGCUGCAAAACGUACCGACGGAAAUUGGCUAUUCCUCUGUGUUGCGCUGGUGACAUACCUUCAUGUUGUUGCUGGAGUCAGCAGAAGGGUUGUCGAUUCAACUCUCAAGAUUUUACGCCUCAUCUUAAUCCAAUUCAGCCAAAACAUCUCCCUUCACAAGUUUGAUGAAGAUCUUCUCAAGACUUUUCCGACUAGUAGUGCUACAGCAUUGAAAUGGUUGGAAAUCGAAUCUGUUCUAGAGCGCAGUGUUUGUUGUCCGAAAUGUUUCAAGAAAUACAGAAAUCCCGAAGGCGAUGAGCCUCCAAUUCCUAAGUUAUGUACACGUAAAGAAACCGAACGUAGCAACUGGACGCUUAGAAAUCACACGGAUCACACUCGUCAAGCAAAUGCCUGGAAAGAUGCUCCAACUCAUAAUGCUCGAAAGAAACUGUUUGAUACCUGUGGGGUCCGAUGGUCAUGUUUAAACAAAUUAGAAUACUGGGAUCCGACAAAGAUGGUCGUGGUUGAUACAAUGCACUGUAUCAGUGGAAUCCUUGAGUACCAUUUCAGACGGGUAUGGAAUCUUGAUGAAUUAGGCAAAACCCUUGAUAAAGAAAAGGACGACUCGAAACUCAGCAACCUCUUGCAAGAAGCAAUUGAUACGGACAUUUCAAUGAACGACACGUGGGAACCUUUUCAACCUGAUCUGGACCAAGCAAUGGGCUUCUCAAAUAGUGACACUUCAUCUUUUUCAAACAGUACAGGUCGAAGAGUAGGAAACUUAUCGCUUAAUCCAUGUACAUUGACAGUAUUAGAAGAAGGCCUUGGUGAUGACGAAAUGGAUGACAUUUAUGAUGAUGAUGGAGAACCUCUUAGUGGGACGGACAAAUCUAGUAUUCCAGACGACCUUUUAAGUACUGAAGCUCUCAAAAAAAUUCGCUCAGCAAUUGUCCACACAACAAUUCCAUCGUUGAUGUCCCCUCCUCCUUCCAAUCUAGGAAGUGCUUCACAUGGAAAACUGAAAUCAUCCGACUGGGUUGUCCUUGCCACAGUUCAUAUUCCUUUCGUCAUAUUCCAGCUUGUUGACUUGGGCAUGAUUGCGCCAGACAUAGCAAUCAAUGCCCUUCAUCUAUGCAGUUUGACUGAAAUCGUUAUGAAUUAUCAAAGCUCUAUGACAAAAAUUCAGAAUUAUUUCAAUCAUCUCACUGCCUACCGAGCCACCCUACAGAAACUUCGAUCCGAUUUAAAGCCAACUCCAAAUCAACACAUGGCUUUCCAUGUCCCGUUUCAGCACUUCAACUAUGGUCCGUCAGCUUACUUGGCAGCCUGGCAGUUUGAGCAAUACAACGGUAUUCUACAACGAAUUCCAAACAAUCGAAAGAUAUGGGAACUUGAUUUGACAAUGCUUCGACAAGUCUGUCGAGCAUCAAAUCUGGCUGUGUCACUAGACUCUCCAGAUCUACCAGAGUGCGUGAGGGAAGUAGCUCCUCUUAUGCAGUGUGGUAAAAAGUUGUCUUCCUCUAUUGGCGAGAUUCCCCUUGACGAAGAUUCUGCAACAUCAACAUCAACAAAAGCGAUCAUAAAUAUGUCAGAUAACCUCUGCUCAGCCACUUAUCAAGCUCUGCUCCGAAAACUCAAUCCUCACAAUCCGUCUUCCCAGCAUCAGUUAAAUCAAGCCAUCACCUCUCAAAAACUCAUAUCUUCACGGGUAAAGUUUGCAAAACAGAUCACUUGGUCAGGCCACACUCUCACAAAAUAUGAGAGUAGCUGCAAGAACGGAAUUAUUGAAUACAACCCGACUCACAACCCAGAAGCGCCAGUAUUUGGUCAAGUUCUCCAGAUAUUCCACCAUACUCGCUGGUGUACAUCAACUUCUCAAGACAUACAAGAGACCUUCAUAUCACUUCUUAGAUAUCGGGCGUUGAACGAGAGUGAUGGCUUACGCAACCCUUUCAAAAACUGGUCAGACCUCAACAUACAAUUAUUUUAUACAAAUCCAACAAAGGCUCACAUGGCACAAGGAUUUGGUUUGGUUCCCGAAUUGAUACCUGAAGUCAUACAGCUUCAUCAAGUCCGUUAUCCCACUGCAUCAUACAAUUACAAAUCAAGAACUUUUGGUAUUUCACAACCAACAAUCGCUGUAAAAUCUUUGAGCCGCGGUCGUCAUACUUGGUCAUGA
Melampsora larici-populina 98AG31 is the source of this 2460-nucleotide messenger RNA. RefSeq lists its product as uncharacterized. The transcript has 4 exons. NCBI's taxonomy places the organism in Eukaryota, Fungi, Basidiomycota, Pucciniomycetes, Pucciniales, Melampsoraceae. The coding region runs from base 1 to 2460 and encodes 819 amino acids. The record is from RefSeq and is a predicted model, not a curated record.